Paraglomus brasilianum is the source of this 1554-nucleotide messenger RNA. NCBI's taxonomy places the organism in Eukaryota, Fungi, Glomeromycota, Glomeromycetes, Paraglomerales, Paraglomeraceae. The record is from the annotation of a GenBank genome assembly.
AUGCGUACAGGUCGUUUAACAGAUAAGAUUAUGAAUGGGCGGAUGGCCCAUGUGAUAGAAGCAAAAAGACAUGCAUUUAAUACAAUAAUAGCAAAGGAUAUACAAAUACAGAACAUACCAGCACCCGAGCAAGUUCCUAUUUCUACGCUUGCCCAUGGAUUAGAUCGAGUACUAUUCAAUCCAGGUGUACACUAUCUCCAAGAUCCAAGAUCACGUGUCUUCAACUUUGAUCCGUUUCUAAGGGAUAUCUGCCCCCCACGAGAAUUUGAUUUUGAUGCUCUUGGCAUCCCAUAUAUUCUCCCGUCAAAAGAUAAGAAUCUACAAGACUUGGCAAAGAAGACCAGUUCAAAAUAUUGUGGAUCAACCUCAUCGAUGACUGGGGUGUUGUCACAUGUAUAUUUCUUGAUAUCAUCGUGGAAGCCGGUUAAUAUUUCGACGUUGUCUUCAGCAUUUGCAAAAGAGUCUGUUUCCUACACAUCAACAGCCAAAUCACCGACAACUAUAUUUCUACGACAUCGGGAUGGCAUUUACUCUGUUGAAGUUGACAAAAGCCUGGACGUUGAGAAUAUUUUAAAAGAUUUUGGUAGGGAGCUAGAAUUUUUCUAUACAGUUCCACCUGGGGUGUUCAAUCAAUAUCGAAAAGCAAACGAUCUUCUUUUAAGAGCGCAGAUCGAUUGUCAUGACCCGAGAUUACCAAAUAAGACGUUUGAUAUCAAGACACGUGCAGCAAUAGCUGUCCGCAUGGACUUUGGAAACUACCAGUUAAACGCAGGCUAUCAAAUAAAGACUUCCCAUGGAUUGUACGAGUCUUUCGAACGAGAAUAUUAUGACAUGAUGCGUUCAGCUUUCUUGAAAUAUAGCCUUCAAGUGAGAAUAGGCCAGAUGGAUGGAGUUUUUGUUGCGUUCCAUAAUACGGCAAGAACAUUUGGAUUUCAAUAUAUACCAUUGGAGGAAAUGGAUAGAUGUUUAUUUGGGAAUUCAUCCAUGGGAGAACAAUCUUUUCUCAUUUCUUUGAAGCUACUUAAUGAAAUAUUCGACACGGCUACAAAUAAGUUUCCUAACAAGACACUCCGCAUGACAUUUGAAAACAAUCGUAAGGCACCGCUGAUGAGCGUCUACAUUGAAGUUUGCGAAGACGAUCCCCAAGCCGAGCAAGCAACCCCUCUACCGCCUGGUCCCGACACUAUAGCGAAAUAUCAUGUUGGAUGCUACUCGAUAAUCAACCAUAUGCCAACGUUUAAUCCGGUUAACUUGCGUAAAAGUGAUCAUUGGAGGUUGAGAUAUUAUAUAUCACGACGUGAAAUGAUACCUACGCUAAUUAAAAACGAAAUGAAAAGGGCAGCAGUCAAACAACUCAAGGCAUGGGGAGCAUUGAAAGAAACUCAAGGCGAGGAGCCUGAUCUAGAUCAUUUCCAGAAAAUUCUAAGGAAAAUGAGCGAAAAAGGAUUUAGAGAAAUGGCGCGUGAGGUGGAUAAGGAUCAUAUUCUUUGGGUACCAAUGGGGAAUACUGGUAAUGGGCAGAGUAAUAUGUACAAUAGAGAUGAAACAAAAUAG